AUGCCCUUCGGAUUGAAGAAUGCCAGUUCGACCUAUCAAAGGCUUGUCAACAUGAUGUUCGCCAACCAGAUAGGGCAUACCAUGGAGGUUUAUAUUGAAGAUAUGCUGGUAAAAUCCCUGGAGCCGAGGAUCAUAUCUCACACCUUCAACAGGCGUUCAUUGCCCUCAGGAGUAUCAGAGCAUGCGGUCAGCGCGGUCCUUGUAAGGGAAGAAGGAAGGAAACAGCAUCCUAUCUACUACGUAAGCAAAUCGCUGCUAGACGCGGAGACCCACUAUAGUCACCUUGAUAAGCUAGCCCUUGCACUAGUUAACGCGGCCCGAAAGCUACGCCCCUACUUCCAAGCUUAUCAGAUCGUGGUGGUCACCUCUUUCCCCAUCAAAGCGGUCCUUCACAAGCCGGAAGUGUCUGGACGACUUGCAAAAUGGGCCAUAGAGCUGGGAGAAUAUGAUGGGAUCUUCCGACUUGCCACGGCCAUUAAAUCACAAGUCCUAGCCGAUUUCGUAGCCGAAUUCUCUCCUGCCAUGCUUCCAACCCUGGAACAAGAAGUAAAGCUUCGCGAUAGUGAAGGGCAAAAAGGCGAAUGGACGCUAUACGUAGACAGGUCCAGCAAUGUAAGGGGCGCAGGCGUGGGACUAGUCCUAACUUCCCCUACGGGAGAAUCAGCCUCAAGGAUCGUACGAUGCAACUUCAAAGCGACAAACAAUGAGGCUGAAUACGAAGCUCUAAUAGCAGGGCUGACACUCACCAAACAGAUGGGAGUGGAAGACAUCCAUGUCUUCAGCGACUCACAAUUGAUCAUAAGCCAGGUCCAAAGAGAUUACCAGGCGAAAGAUCCGAGCAUGGUCAGGGUCUGCCUGAAAAACCACGAGUCACAUGAGGAAAAAGAGGCCGAGCCUGAGGAAGUAUCUGUAAUAGAUGAAGGAGAAACCUGGAUGACUCCCAUCAUUAACUACCUCAGAUACGACACCUUUCCUGCAGAUCGAGAUGAAAGUCGGAAGAUAAGGAGGCAAGCUGCCAGGUACUGCUUUUUCGAAGGAAAACUAUACAGAAGAUCCUUCUCAGGACCUUACCUGCGAUGUCUCACCCUUAGAGAAGCCGCCAGGAUACUAGAAGAACUCCACGAAGGAGAGUGUGGUUCCCACUCUAGUGGUCGAAGCUUGGUACUCAGAGCCAGAAGGGCCGGGUACUACUGGCCAACCAUGGCGAGGGACUCCCUCAAUGCCAGAAGCACGCGCCAGUCUAAGCUCUCCUUGGCUCUUCCGAAAGUGGGGCAUGGAUAUCGUGGGUAA
Messenger RNA from Raphanus sativus (radish), 1290 nucleotides. RefSeq lists its product as uncharacterized. The record is from RefSeq and is a predicted model, not a curated record. The transcript has 3 exons. NCBI's taxonomy places the organism in Eukaryota, Viridiplantae, Streptophyta, Magnoliopsida, Brassicales, Brassicaceae. The coding region runs from base 1 to 1290 and encodes 429 amino acids. Gene Ontology annotation, molecular function: RNA-DNA hybrid ribonuclease activity; nucleic acid binding.